AUGGGAAGUGGGAAAGAAGAAAAAAUGGAACACAAUAUCACUAACAGCAACUUAGACGUGCAAAUGAAAGUGAUGGAGACGGAAACAGUAUGUACGAAUCCGGUUAGGGAGGAAAACAAAGAAGACGAGGCAAAAACAAUGAAAACGUCGCAGGUAUCCUCCAUGGAAGUGGUAUCCCGGACAAAGAAGAGGACAAAGCCCGGAACAAAGAAGGGGACAUUCUUCAGGAAGCCGGGCCAGCGAGCCACGAGGGCCGCAACAAGAGAAAGUGUAGGAGUGGAAUCUUCGGCAAUGGAGACAGAGGCAGUAGAGAUUAGUUCCUCAGAGAGUGAUCUAGGAACAAGUCAAUCUAUAGGAAGGGGAAGUAGGAAUACCAUAGAGAAGGACUCAAACACGUCCCCACCGGAAAAGAUCAACGUUCUGAACACAGGCUCUAAAAAGCCGGCAGGAAACAGAAAAAGAGAAAGAUCUGGAUCGGUUUCGGACAGUAGCAGAGGACGAACCACAGGAGAUUAUGUAGGGAGAAGAGAGGCGAUUGUUAAAUACAACAUAGCAAAGGAUGAAGCCCUUCAAUUAGAUAGGGAAAAGAUUAUUAGAGAAUACAGUAACAAGGAGCUCUUUAAGAAGGCUAAGAUUAAUAUAGAAGGAAUAAAAGAGCAGAUGGAAGAACUUACAAAUGAAGAACUGGCAGAGAAGGUGCAAGACAACCUUAUUGAAGUGCUUAAAAUAGCGAGAACGUCGAAUAACCUUAAAGGAACCUAUCAAAAGAGUCUCAAGAUGGCAGCGGCAGCUUCCAUGGGGAUUCUUCAAAUUUUUAAGGAUAGGGCAACCCUUUCUAAAGAGGAGGCUCGAUCAGAAGAGGUAAGAGCGUUGAAGAGGGAGGUUGCAACUUUAAGGAUAAGACUUGAAGAUGAGGUAGAGUCAGAGAGGAGAAAGGCGUUACAAGCAGCCGGCGAAGCCGAAGCGUAUAAGAAAGAGCUACAGGCUCUCAAAAAAGAAAGACCCAACAGAAAAGAUAAAACUCCGAAUCCAAAGGAGGGAUCAACAAAGAAGACCUUAUCUAAAAAGAGUCCGAGGAGAAUCCCGUCGGCUAAAUUUACGGCAAGGGACAAAAUGGAGUCGUCUGACACUGACCUCAUGGAGGUGGAAGAAGAGCCAGUUAGGAAAGUGGUGUUAGACACGCCAGAAAACUGA
Molecule: messenger RNA, 1194 nt
Organism: Trachymyrmex cornetzi
Lineage: Eukaryota; Metazoa; Arthropoda; Insecta; Hymenoptera; Formicidae
Exons: 1
Coding region: 1-1194 (397 amino acids)
Source: RefSeq, a predicted model, not a curated record